This is a messenger RNA of Archocentrus centrarchus (flier cichlid), 2483 nucleotides long. RefSeq names its product sterile alpha motif domain containing 10b (gene samd10b). The record is from RefSeq and is a predicted model, not a curated record. Gene Ontology annotation, cellular component: cytoplasmic side of plasma membrane. Bases 303 to 833 code for a protein of 176 amino acids. The transcript is spliced from 5 exons. Gene Ontology annotation, biological process: cell surface receptor protein tyrosine kinase signaling pathway. Gene Ontology annotation, molecular function: protein binding. NCBI's taxonomy places the organism in Eukaryota, Metazoa, Chordata, Actinopteri, Cichliformes, Cichlidae.
CUCCAGCCGGUCAGGUACGGAGAGGGGGGCGGUGGAGAUACUGAAGAAGCAGUUUCAUAGCGGACCGGUCCCGGCAUCCCGGAGACCAAAUGGCCGUGAACCGACAGAAAGGAAGAGUGUGAGCUAGGUUUUUCUUUUCCCCCAGUACUAACAGCAGAAAGAGCUCUCCCCAUGCUCACAUAGGUUAGAAGGGGCAGGAAGCGCACUUCAUCCUCACGCUCAGCAGCUUACAUUUUAUCCGUCUGGAAGAAGAAUGAGAGAGUCCUGUUGACACCACGGAGAGAUACACGCUGAGACCGACUAUGGCUGUGGACGCGGCGUCCAGCUUCAGUUUUUGCCGUGCCUCCCUGGAGCACACGGUGUCUGCUGAGGAGCUGAGUUACCAGCUGCCGCGUCACGCCGGAGGCAGCAACCUGACCUGGCACGAUGGCCGUGGCCAGAAGACAGCACACACACGCACCGUCAAACUUUUGCAGCAGCCCGGCACAGAGGGCAUCCAGUUGCGUCCCGGUGAAGCCUUCACUGUGUAUCACACCAGUCCUACGCUGUCCAGUCUGUCCAAACCAGUGGUGCUGUGGACUCAGCAGGAUGUCUGCAAGUGGCUUAAAAAACACUGUCCGCACAACUACCUGACCUAUGUAGAGGCCUUCUCCCAUCACGCCAUCACAGGACGGGCAUUGCUGCGUUUGAAUGGGGAGAAGCUGGAGAGGAUGGGAAUCGUCCAGGAGACACUGAGGCAGGAGGUCCUCCAACAAGUCCUCCAGCUGCAGGUCAGAGAAGAGGUCCGCAAUCUGCAGCUCCUUAGUAGAACCUCCUUUGGAAAUUUCUCUUAGCUCAUCCCUGGAUCCAUUUAGCAGCCCUUUCCCUCAUCCCCUGUCACAAUACGUCUCCAGGAGCCAUGGAAGAGCUGCUGUCUUCAGAUAUGUGAGCGGAGAAUCAACGAGAGAAAGGGACAGGACGAGUCUAUAGACUACAUGCCAACUAGUCUGGAGGAUUCUCAUUCAACACGGCCAAUCUGGUUUAAAGACACUGAGACAGAGACAAAACCCAUGCUCUAGGCAGGGUUACCCACUGUAAUACACGAUAAGAUGAUAAGUUGAAAGAUUCGCAGUCUUAGUGAUGGUGUUUCCCUGGUGCGGGUAUAUCUCCGGUCACAGCAAAUAUCCUUUUGGUUUCCUUUCUCAGCUGGAUUGGACUGACUGGGCAAUUUCAGCAGAAGCUGUUGAAAUUAUAUAUAUUUGAAAUAAGUAGUGGUUAUGGAUGAAUUAUUCUUUGACAUGGUUUGUAAUAAGCAUUUGACCCAGUGGCAAUGAAAGUGUGGAUGUAACCAUAGAUUUACAGACAGAGCUGCAAUUUAGACCAUGGAUUUAAAGUGAAGGAACCUUACAUUCAGUCUUUAUCUCACUGUAAAGUAACAACCAUGAGUCUAUUCAAAGGUAAUUAGAGCUUUUGUUAAAAGCAUUUGACUAAUGCCAGUGUAAUCAAUUCCUCACCCACGUGUCACACUGCAUUUUCCUCUCAGGACAUCAGUUUGAGAAUUUGUAGGCUUGGAGGACGAACGCUAACACUUCAGCCUGAAUGUCAUUCCCACGAUAAAGUUUUUGUAUUGUGACUUAUCUGCAGUAUGUCAGUGAGAAAUUAGAAAUAUAUAAUAUAUGCUGUGAGCAUUGUAGAGAAACAUACACUUUAAUCUGUGUAUACUGUAACAGUACUUUGGUAUUUUAUUAAUGAAAUGAAUGCAAGGGGCUCACAGAAUUAACGAGAUAUUCACUGAUUGUUUAUGCUUGAUAAAGCAAUAACGUAAAUGCUAAUAGCUGAAGAAGAUAACAGUGAUACACAUCUGUAGAGAUGAGGUGUACUGGACGAGUGUCCGCUGAGGGAAAUACACACCUUGCCCUCUACUCAGCAGUAUUUGCAAGCCUUGUAGUUUCAGUACUUUGUUUGUGAUGCUGUAUACUGUAUGUCAUCUCCCACACAGAGAUACAACAAGAAAGGACAAGCCUCUGUUUGUACUCCUUCUUGUUUCCGUCCCCGAUGUGGUGCUGCACUGUCAAAUGGUCAGAAGACAAGACAGGGCUGAGAUUCCCACUGUGAAUGAAACCAGCACCUCUGAUAUCAUUUUAGGCAACAGCAGACAGCGGCGAUGACAAUGAUGCUCAAGACAGAUGAAUAAAUCAGUGACAUAAAACAUUAAACAAAAGAAAAAGAAAAAAAAAAACAUUUAACAAUCUUCCCAAAUAUCUGCACCCACCAUCUUCCGACUGUCCUUUUACAAGGAUGCUUUGAGUAGUUAUCGACUGUUAAAGGAGAGAAAACAUACUUUUAUUUUUAGAUGAAACAAUGUACUGUAAAUACUGACACUUUUAGUUUACAAUGAUUGAUGAUGACCUGCAAAAAGAAAAUAUUUCUCUGCUUUACACACAAAAGUGGAUGGUAUGGAAAAUGAUGAAAGCUGUCAUUUUUGAAUAAAGUAACUGGGAUGA